AUGCUUGAACAGUUCCGAGGCAGCUCCCUCUUUCUGACGCUCCAGCAUGCGCUCCAAGUAGUGCUCGCCGGAUACGCUCUCCGGCAUUCCUACGUCGCUAUCACGAAAUUGCGGAAGUACGAGGCGACCACCAAGAAAGCAGCAAAGUGGUCAGAUGAAGCGCAGCAGCAACUGAACAAGACGCGGACGACGCAGGGUGCUGGGGCAAUAACUGCCGUCGUCUCCCUCCUAGCCUCCCUAACCCUCAUCGCCCUCCCCAACUUCUUCUCGGGACGGACCCGCUCCUUCGUCUCACCCACCCUCCUCGUCCUCGUCAUCGGCGCCCGCCGCUACAUCAAGUCUUUCUGGGCACCCGGCGACGCCGACAGCAAAGGCAAAGAUAAAGGCACCGUUGUCCCUCUGCCGAAGAUGGAAGAGUACAACGAAGCGGUCCAGAAGACGGAGGACUUGCUGAAGUGUCUGGAGUAUUUGGAGUAUAGUUGGGUGAUUACGAGUGUGUUUGGGUUGAUGAAAGCAUGA
Messenger RNA from Saxophila tyrrhenica, 519 nucleotides. RefSeq lists its product as uncharacterized. Bases 1 to 519 code for a protein of 172 amino acids. Lineage: Eukaryota; Fungi; Ascomycota; Dothideomycetes; Mycosphaerellales; Extremaceae. The record is from RefSeq and is a predicted model, not a curated record. The transcript has 2 exons.